AUUAGAUGCAAUAUAGAUAGACCGUGGUAGAAUGCAUUCUUUACAUGGUUGUACGUACUCGAGUAUUGUAGUUAUUAUCUCACCAAACACGUCAGAUUAUUUCUCGUCGAAAAGCAUAGCCGAUAUGAAGAUUCGCGAUGAUUAUAAGAGCUGGACAUUGAGUGCAGACUAUAUACGAUUCUGGUCUACACGAUCACAAACGAAUACACUACUUAAAACAGAAUUGGAUUGCAGCGAGGUUAUCGACAUUGUGACUGAACAACGACUCCAAUCUCUACAAACCACUGCUCCAAGCAACGGGGCGUCUAGAGGCGAUUCCUCUGCUCUUAAUGUUUCUAACAAUUCUUCUGUUCCUGAGGUCCCUGAUUAUUCCUCUGCUUUUGAUAUCUCUGAUGAUUCUUCUGCUCUCAAUGAAACAACAAGUCUCAUUAAUACCAUGUUGAUUGAAGUGAAGGACUAUUUAGUCAGUAUCAUGAAUAACUUUGUAAACAAAGAAGAUACAAACGAUAAUCCAUGGAUCUGCUCUAGCGAAAUCCUCGUGAAACACAAGACCCUACCAGUGGAAUCCUACGUGUAUGAACUCGCGUCUUUGACCCACAUUCUUUUUCUUUGCAAAGACCAACAUAGCGAGAUUGCAGAAAAAGUUUUUUCUUUGGAAACACUGCAGCAACUAACGGCUUUCUUUGAACAAAAGAUAAUGAACCAUAACCUUGACUUUCCCUCGAACCAUUUUAUGACAAUCACCAAUACUCUUACGGAUUUCAGCUUAGCAGAAAAAACAAGAGAACAAGCAAUUAUUGAGUUUACAGUUCUGGCUUCUCAGAUGAAUUAUGGCCAAAAACGGCUUCUAUAUGGUAUUACCAACCUUGAAAGCGAGUUGUGGAGUACGUACUUCGAUCCCCUAUUGUCUUGCCUCAUAAGCGAUCCUGACCGGCUCAUUCAUCUUCGCUGGACUAAUGCUAUCCCUAUUUUUUUUUUUUCUUUUUUUUUUGAAUUUAAUUCACGUACUUUAUUAAAACCAAGCUCUGUACCUGCUAUCCCUAUGGAAAAAGGAAAAAAUCGACCUGAUGCAGUAAUUAGUGAAAAACGACAGAUGUCAUUUGGAAAUAGUGUUGGUUAUGGUGAGGCCAAAACCCUACAAGGUUCUUGUAGCAAGUCAUUAUGUCUGGACACGCUCCGUUUGGCAAUAUUCACUAAAAAUGCCAUUGAUAUAAAUAAACUUGAUGGUGCUCUUACCUUUCAAAUACAUGGUUUCAAUAUCAUUUUUUACCUUCAACAAUUAACUGACAAGGGCAUAUAUACCUUUGUUGAAAUUGCUCACUUUCGCUUUUCUCAAUCCCUGGAUGAUUUACCUUCUCUCGUCACUAUGAUCAAUAUCAAAAAGCUCCUUGGGGUCAGUGACGUUUUCUGGAGCCUCUGUAGAAAAUCCAAGCAACCCGAUAUAAUUGAAGAAAGAUACAGAAGAAUUCUAAUGAGUUUGGAUGCCAUGAUUGAUACAGCUCAAGACAGCACACGCCGAUGUGUUUUGAGAUUUGGUCACUAA
Mycotypha africana is the source of this 1543-nucleotide messenger RNA. RefSeq lists its product as uncharacterized. The record is from RefSeq and is a predicted model, not a curated record. NCBI's taxonomy places the organism in Eukaryota, Fungi, Mucoromycota, Mucoromycetes, Mucorales, Mycotyphaceae. The coding region runs from base 32 to 1543 and encodes 503 amino acids. The transcript has 4 exons.